Messenger RNA from Solea solea (common sole), 4693 nucleotides. It is a transcript of the gene wdr62, whose product is annotated as WD repeat domain 62. Gene Ontology annotation, molecular function: protein binding. The transcript is spliced from 34 exons. Lineage: Eukaryota; Metazoa; Chordata; Actinopteri; Pleuronectiformes; Soleidae. The record is from RefSeq and is a predicted model, not a curated record. Bases 235 to 4512 code for a protein of 1425 amino acids.
CCGCCGCAGAGAGAAGUGUCAGGUUUCCUCUCAGUUAGCUUUAGUGAGCUAAGCUAUUCCUCCAUCAUUAUUACGAGGAGGGAGUUUACGACAAACGAGCCGGCCUUGGUUCAGGUCAGGGGGCCUCUGCGGAACAGCGAAACGCUGUUUGAACGCGGAUAGAGUUUCUCGGUCGUCGCUGUGACGUGUGAACUUUGUGGAGAACUUUAUUGUAGUUAGAUUGAGGCGGGUGUCAUGGCAGAGGGAGCCGACUGCGGUCCAGUCACCGCCGCUAAGAGGAAACAACCAGCGGCGAGAAGGAGCCGACAGAGUCAGCUGAAGAAGAGCUCCAGCAGUCGGGUGACACUGGAGAAGGUUCUGGGCAUCAGCACAGCCAGCAGCAGUGGGUUGACCUCUGACCCCAACUCUGGGCUCAUCGCUUAUCCUGCAGGGUGUGUCAUUGUGUUGCUUCACCCUAAGACCAACAAACAGACUCACAUCAUCAACACAUCCAGAAAACCGUUCAGUGCUCUUGCCUUCUCUCAUGAUGGGAAAUAUCUGGUCACUGGUGAGAGUGGCCAUGUGCCCUGUGUGCGGGUGUGGGAGGUGGGCGGAGCUCAGGUGGCCGAAGUUCAGUCUCAUAAAUAUGGAGUUUCCUGUGUGGGAUUCUCCACCAACAGCUGCUACAUUGUUUCUGUUGGAUAUCAACACGACAUGACUGUUAGCGUGUGGGACUGGAGGAAAGGUUCCAUCAUUGCCUCCAACAAAGUGUCGAGCCGAGUCUUCGCCGUCUCCGUCUCUCAGGAUAACAGCUACUUCGUCACUGCGGGAAACAGACACGUCAAGUUCUGGUAUCUGGAUGCCUCUAAAGAGCGAAGGGUGAACAGCACAGUGCCUCUGAUUGGUCGCUCUGGGUUGCUAGGCGAACAUAAGAACAGCAUCUUCAGUGGGGUGGCAUGUGGGCGUGGCCUAAUGGCAUCCAGCACCUACUGCAUCACCAGCUCUGGCUUGCUGUGUUUGUUCAACAGCAGUCGACACCUGGAGGCUUGGGUUGACCUCAAGACGUCAUCUGCGAGCUGUCUGGCAGUCAGCGAGGACUUUAUCUUCUGUGGUUGUGCUGAUGGUGUGAUCCGGGUGUUCAGUCCGUCUAACCUGCAGUACAUCACCACGCUGCAGAGACCACACCGGCUCGGCGUUGACAUUGCUCAGAGCGUACACCAUGGCAGCCUCUUGCCUGCCAGUCCAGGUGCUCACUACCCCGACAUGCUGGCUCUGACCUUUGACCCUGCAGCUAAACACCUGACCUGUGUGUACAAUGACCACAGUGUGUAUGUGUGGGACGUUAAGGAUGUGAGGAAUGUGGAGAAGUUGUACUCAGCCCUGUACCACAGCAGCUGUGUUUGGAGUAUUGAGGUGUAUCCACAGGUGUCCGACAUGUCUCAGGCCUGUCUGCCUCCCUCCUCCUUCCUCACCUGCUCGGCUGACAACACCAUCAGACUGUGGCACACCGACAGUCAUGGAGCUGCCGCUGCUGCACACAGGAACCUGUACAGCAAUGACCUGUUGAAGAUUCUUUAUGUGGAUGAGAACACGCAGCACCUGCAGGCAGAGGGGGAGAGGGGGGAGGCAGCAGUGGCUGAUGGGAAGUCUGGGAUCAGGGUGUUGGGGAUCAGUCCUGAUGGACAGCACCUGGCUGCUGGAGACCGUUGUGGAAAUCUGCGGAUUUUUGGUCUUCAGUUUCUUGAUGAGUUGGUGAAGAUCGAGGCUCAUGACUCAGAGGUGUUAUGUCUGGAGUUCUCACCCUUGUCCACAGGUGUGAAGUUGUUGGCAUCAGCUAGCCGAGAUCGACUGAUUCACAUCUUCAACCUGGAAAAUAACUACAGUCUGGAACAGACUCUGAAUGACCACUCUGCCUCCAUCACUGCUGUCAAGUUCACAGGUGAGAGUCCUGAGGUACGAAUGGUGAGCUGCGGAGCAGACAAAAGCAUCUACUUUCAGACAGCCGAGCAGCAGGUGGUGGAGGGUCUGUCAUUCUGUAGGAGUCACCAUGUGGUGGAGAAGACAGCGCUGUAUGACAUGGACCUGGAUUCAUCAAUGAAGCACGUUGCCAUUGCCUGUCAGGACAGAAAUGUCAGAGUGUACAAUGUAGAAACAGGGAAGCUGAAGAAGUGUUUGAAAGGCUCCUCCAGUGAUGAAGGAGGUCUACUGAAGAUUCAGAUCGACCCGUCAGGGAGUUUCUUCGCCACCAGCUGCUCAGAUAAAAACAUUGCUAUCUUUGACUAUGAGUCAGGAGAAUGUGUUGCCACUCUGUUUGGGCAUGCAGACAUCGUCACCUGUAUGAGGUUCAGUCAGGACUGCAGACACCUCAUCACCGUCUCAGGAGACAGUUGUGUAUUUGUAUGGAGGUUGGACUCUCAGAUGACCACCACCAUGCGGACGAGACUGGGCCUCAGACCGAAGGCUGCACCUAAAACCUGCAGUCGCCAACCGCUGAACAUCAGGAGGGAGACCUUCAUUACUGUUCCCUCCUCUCAGCUGCUGCAGAGUGAGGAAAUUAAGGAGGAGGAAGAGGCAGAGAUUGGGACGCCAGGGAGACUGGAGUCUGAUUAUGAUGCUCAGCUGCUUCAGACCAACGGUAAACUUCCCAUGUGGUUCAGAAAAUUGCAGGGUCAAGAUGAAUCCACCUCUGGCACCCAAUUGAAUUCUGAGCCUCGUCAGGUACGUAGUCGGUGGUCAGAGCAGCUCAACCCACUGACCAUCCGCUCCAACUGCUCCCCGAGUCCCACUAAGAGUCAGGAGGAGGAGCAGGAGCAGAGAAAAGAAGAAGAAGAAAAGAAGAAGGAAGAAGAAGAGGAGGAGGAAGAAGAAGACUUCCACCCUCAGAGUCUGGAGUGUUUGCUGGAAGAGGAUUUAGAUGAGGAUGAUGGAGAGGAGGAGGUGUUACAGGCCACAGGUGAGGAGCGCAGCAGCUUUGUCCUCUACCCAGACAGCAGCAGUGCUGCCAACAGGGAGUUAAACGUCAAAGCCACAACUGUCCCACAGUGCUCUCUGACCCAACUGGAGGUCGGAGGUCAGGUGGUGGAGCCGGUGUGGAGCACUCAGCUUAGUCCAGACUCUGCCUGCUCUGAGGGGUCAGCAGGAAGUCUGGAUCAGCAGCAUGACGCAGACACAGACUCUUUGAGUCAGGGCAGCUCUGCGGGCAGUCUGGGUCUUGAGGACGACGAUGACAGAAAUGGUCUAAAGAACCAUUUCGACACCCUGGCCUUCAGUCUGUGUGAAGAGAAGUUCGACACUGACAUUAAGACCCUGCAGCCUCCAGAGGAAAAACACUUCCUAAACCCUCGACUCAGCAUCUCUGCCCGCUUCCUGUCCCGCUUUCAGGACAGACUGAGGGUGUGGCCAGGUCGAGCUCCACCUACCGUCUCCAUCCCCACCAGCAUUUCAGAGGAGAACGUGGAGAGUAGUUUGGUGAACGUGGUGUCGAGGAAUCAUGGCGUAACGACAGAAUCGACUGAGAAAGAAACCAGUGGUGUGAGAUGCAGCCAGUCUGCCCUUCGUAGAAGAGCGUCCUGCAUAAUAUCCCAGCAACCCGUUCGCCGCCCAACACGCAGACGGCGACACACUACUGUGCUCGUCCAGUGCAGAGAAACAGUUGGAGAUGUUAGCUCCAGGAGCAGUGUGGUGUCUGCUGUCCAGCUGGGGGCGCCACAUGUGGGAUAUUUGGGAACCACAGCCAGCUUCAGAGCUAAAGCAAGCCAGGACCCACACCCCUCCACCACCCAGGAGCAGGAGGAUGUGUCAGGUCCUCAGGCUGGUCCUGACCAAAUCCCCACUCCUGAAGAACAGAACAAAAGUGUCACGCUGGUGACCCAGAAGUCUCCGUCUUGUGCACCUGUGGCCAGUCCUCAAGUGUUGGUCACGCCCACUGAGGUGAUGUCCCAGGAAGGUGGUGGCAGGUGGAGCGCCAGCAGCAACGAGGAGACACCAACAAAUCAAAACCAAAAGUUCAGCAUGAACCCUGAACCUUCCAUCGUGUCCACAGCCAUGCCCACCAUCUGCGACACGUUAACCUCUGACUGUGACAUCACUUCCUGCUCCGCCUUCAGACAGGGCUACGGUACAGAGUCAAUUGAGACCUCAGGAGCUGAUAUGUCCUCCUGUGCCUCAUUUCCACUACCAGAAAGACUUCACUCCCCACAGACAGGACAAGGUGAUGCAGACAAGUCUCUCAGUGUGCAGCAGUGUCAGCAGGUCGCCAACGAGCUGAGACAGGCGGCGAGACGAGCCGUACGCCUUCAUCAGCAGCUCGCUGCGGCGCCCACCAUUUUGGAGCGGCGUCUGCAGAUGUCGUCCAUCCUGCAGGAGGCACUUGAUUUUGUUCACUCCGAGCUACAGGUGGUCCAGCAGGGAGAGGGGCGGGGUAACAGCAGCAGCCCCUCAGGUCCUCUGGAGGACAGUGGGACAAUGUCCCUGCUGGAGAAAUACUCGGAGCUGCUGGUUCAGAUGACACGAAACAAACUGAACCAGAUCUGAUCCAGAACUCUCCGGAGGACAAAGGUGGACAUAUAAAUUCUCUUUUAAUGUCUACUCAUUCAGUUCAACAUCAGUAUUAAACUAAUGCACCUUAAGUUUGUUUUAUGUGUUUUUAAAUCACGUCACUGUUUGUACAUAAACUGUAUUGUUAUGCGUUUCUUAAUAAAUAUUUUCUGUCUCA